This is a messenger RNA of Gastrolobium bilobum, 1090 nucleotides long. RefSeq names its product plasmodesmata-located protein 8-like. The record is from RefSeq and is a predicted model, not a curated record. Lineage: Eukaryota; Viridiplantae; Streptophyta; Magnoliopsida; Fabales; Fabaceae. The transcript has 3 exons. Bases 35 to 904 code for a protein of 289 amino acids. Gene Ontology annotation, cellular component: plasmodesma.
UAUUUGUAGGAAAACAAGCAAAAAGAAUAACAGAAUGUUGAGAAGUCUUCAACUAGACUCCAAUCACAGAAUCAUCUUAGCUCUGAGACUCUCUUCUCUGCUAUUCUUCUUCUCUUCAGUUUUGAGUGCUCAUGGCUACCCUACAAGAGCUAAUAUCUUCAUCUAUGCAGGCUGCUCUCAAGAAAAAUACCAACCUAACUCACCCUUUGAAGGCAACCUUAAUUCCUUUCUAACUUCAGUUGUAAGUUCAUCAUCUGAAGUUACUUACAAUAGCUUUGCUAUAGGAAAUGGAAGCUCAACACCACCAGAAGGAACCAUAUAUGGCUUAUACCAGUGCAGAGGUGAUUUGCAUCCAAUUGACUGCUCAAAGUGUGUUGCAAGAUCUGUUAGCCAAAUUGGCUUGGUUUGUCCCUAUGCCCUUGGGGCUUCUUUGCAACUUGAAGGAUGCUAUCUAAGAUAUGAACAUAGUGGUGAUUUCCUUGGUAAACUGGACACCAGCCUAAGGUACAGGAAAUGUAGUAAAGCUGUGACUAAUGAUGUUGAGUUCUUCAGGCGUAGAGAUGAUGUUCUUGCUGAUUUGCAAACAGCUAAUGGAUUUCGAGUCAGUAGUUCAGGCCUAGUUGAAGGGUUUGCACAGUGCUUGGGGGACUUAACUCUAUCAGAUUGCUCCUCUUGUUUAACAGAUGCUGUGGGAAAGCUGAAAAACCUAUGUGGAUCAGCUGCAGCAGCUGAUGUGUUCUUGGGACAAUGUUAUGCUCGGUACUGGGCAUCUGGCUACUAUGAUGAAUCAGAUUCCUCCAAUGAUGACCAAGUGGGUAAAUCAGUUGCCAUUAUUGUGGGAGUGUUUGGGGGUCUAGCCGUUUUAGUUGUACUUCUCUCAAUUUGCAAAAAAGUAGCGGGUUAAGAAGAUAGAGGUGCUAAAAGAAAGGGGUAAUCAUCAGGAAAGGUCCUCAAAUGUUUGUUUAAAUUUAUUGAAAGCCAUGCUUCACUUUUUGGUCAAUUUAAUAUAAUAUGUUUUUCCACAAUGGAGGGUGGAUGUUAUCUUCUGGUUUAUAAAGUUGAACUAUAAUAUCCAUCAACUUAGAAAGGG